Molecule: messenger RNA, 4588 nt
Organism: Mercenaria mercenaria
Lineage: Eukaryota; Metazoa; Mollusca; Bivalvia; Venerida; Veneridae
Product: serine/threonine-protein phosphatase 2A catalytic subunit beta isoform
Exons: 8
Coding region: 143-1075 (310 amino acids)
Biological process (GO): mitotic cell cycle; peptidyl-serine dephosphorylation
Cellular component (GO): cytosol
Molecular function (GO): protein serine/threonine phosphatase activity
Source: RefSeq, a predicted model, not a curated record
UAUUUAGUGUGUUGUAACCUAAAGGAGAUUUAGUGGUUAGUAACCUAACGUGCGUACGUACGGAUAGCAAAUAAUAAAAUAUUCCACUAGAGGUCGCUGUUUAUUUUCUACCGGAUAAUUAAUAGAUUUUGCGACAAACAUCAUGAAUGAAGAAAGGACAGCGGCCAAAGAACUUGACCAGUGGAUAGAACAACUGAAUGAGUGCAAACAACUCUCAGAAAAUCAAGUGAAAACUCUCUGUGAAAAGGCUAAAGAAAUAUUAUCCAAAGAAUCUAAUGUACAAGAAGUAAAAUGCCCUGUAACAGUGAGCGGAGACGUGCAUGGUCAGUUCCAUGAUCUAAUGGAGUUAUUCAAAAUAGGUGGAAAUUCACCAGACACAAACUACCUGUUCAUGGGAGAUUAUGUAGAUAGAGGUUAUUACUCAGUUGAAACUGUAACACUUCUAGUAGCACUUAAAGUAAGAUUCAAGGAUAGAAUAACAAUUUUAAGAGGAAACCAUGAAAGUAGGCAGAUUACACAAGUGUACGGAUUUUAUGAUGAAUGUUUACGGAAAUAUGGCAAUGCUAAUGUAUGGAAAUAUUUCACAGAUCUGUUUGAUUAUUUACCACUGACAGCCCUAGUAGAUGGACAAAUUUUCUGUUUACAUGGAGGCUUAUCACCAUCUAUAGACACAUUAGAUCAUAUCAGAGCUCUAGAUAGAAUACAAGAAGUUCCACAUGAGGGUCCAAUGUGUGAUCUUCUUUGGUCCGAUCCAGAUGACAGAGGUGGCUGGGGUAUCUCCCCUCGAGGUGCAGGUUAUACAUUUGGUCAGGAUAUCUCAGAAACAUUCAACCACAGCAAUGGUCUAACACUAGUGUCGCGAGCCCAUCAGCUAGUCAUGGAGGGCUACAAUUGGUGUCAUGAUCGUAAUGUUGUCACUAUAUUCAGUGCCCCAAACUACUGUUACAGAUGUGGAAAUCAAGCAGCCAUUAUGGAACUAGACGAUGCCCUUAAAUAUUCAUUCUUACAGUUUGAUCCAGCGCCAAGACGAGGUGAACCACAUGUUACACGCAGGACACCAGAUUACUUCCUGUAACGUCUGUCAUACAGUAUAGAGACAAUGAUAAAAAUUGAACAACAUUGAUAUGUACUUGACAUUAUACAAAAAUAUAUUAAUUAUGUCAGUUUUUGUAUCUUUCUCCAGAGUAAAUGCAAGGCUUACUGUUUUGAUACACAUGUUUAGUUAGCUUUUGCAUGGAGUGGAACUGACAUUUUGUUAUUUUUAACAUAAUUUUCUACAGUCUUUGGCCAGACCUUUUUCUGGAAAUGAAGAUUGAAGAAUAUUGUAACUUACAGAGCUGUCAAAAGCAAAUAGUGUGAACUUCUUACUCAUAGGUGAUUUUUUUUUUGGUGGGUGGGGGAGGGGAAAGGGGUUAUGUUCUUUAUAGUGUUCUGUAGUUAAAGGCAUUAUAAAGAUUUUAUAUUACAAUAUUAAAAAAAAAAAGAAGAAAUUCUUAGUUCUUGAAAUGUAACUUAAUGCAUUGGCAGCAGUUUUCACAGCAUUAAGCUUAUUUUGUAACUUUACAGGCAAAUUAAAAUAAACAUUCAAACUGACAAGUCUAAACUUGGGGCUUUUAAUAUGAAACUUCCAGAUUUGAUGGAAAUCUUUACUUCUGAUGCUUUUUGUUGCUACAGCCUUCCAAGUAAGGUAAAUGUAUUGCGUUUGACAAUUGUUUUUAUUGUAAGUGAGUUGUAUAUUCGCAGUAACAUUUAGCUUGAAGUUUUAUGCGAAAUUGCAGAAAGAGAAGAUCACAAGUUUAUCAUUUUGCAGUCGUCAUGCAGAAUAAAAGUUUUAUUUUCACUGGUAAAUCAAAGAAUAUUGCCUGUCGGGUGUACAUGGGAUAACCAGAGGAGGAAUACUGUGUCCGUCAAAAAGCAAUAUAUGUGUACACACUAUAACAUAGUCAAGGUCUUUAUGCAUAAUGUAUGAAAUGUUUAUUAUUGUGUUAUUGAUGUUAUUUAGAUACAUUUCUCAUACAUCUGUUGAAACUUGCUGCAAGAACAAGCUAUCUGAAACUUGCUGCAAGAACAAUCUAUCUGCAAAGCAAGAUGUAAUACAAGAUAGGUUGCUAUUGCAUCAAGACAGCAAAUCUUCAUUUCAUGGUUACCAUGGUCAGAGAAUGAAUGCCUGUAAAUUUUUAUUGACACUAUUUAACCUUUACCCUGCUAAAUUUUUAAAAUGGACUGGUCCAUCAUUCAAUUUGGGCAAUACUAUUUAUUAUUUGAAGGGGUGUUCACUGAAAAUUUACUAACUGAACAGUGCAGACCAUCUGAUUUUGGUCUGCACUGGUCGCAAAGGCAGAAUUACUUGCCAACAGCAGGCUAAAGGUUAAUAUGGAAAUCAAAUAUGAAUAUUUAUAUACCGGGAAUGGGCUUGCACAGGUUUUGUGUAUGAGAUGAACAUGAAAAGGUCGAUAUUUGUCAUUUGAAGUGUCAUUCUAGAAUUAGCAGUUUUACUAAAAACAAAAUGUAGUACUGUACUACAAUCUUGUGACAUGUAUGAGAUUACAUUAACACACAUGAAAAUGUAUUGACUUCAGUGUAUGUAAGUAUACCAUAAACAUUUAGGAGGAUUUGUUCAGUUUGAUUUUAGAAUGCUCUUAUUUUUAUGUACUAAGCUUUCAGUUUCAAAUUAAAAAGAUACUUUUUAAGUUUUGAUUGAUAUUACUUCAGGAAACGUCCGCCCGCUUAGCUCAGUAGGUUAGAGCGUUGGUCUACGGAUCUCGGGGUCGUGAGUUCGAUCCUCGGGCGGGGCGUAUGUUCUCCGUGACUAUUUGAUAAACGACAUUGUGUCUGACAUCAUUAGUCCUCCACCUCUGAUUCAUGUGGGGAAGUUGGCAGUUACUUGCGGAGAACAGGUUUGUACUGGUACAGAAUCCAGGAACACUGGUUAGGUUAACUGCCCGCCGUUAUAUAACUGAAAUACUGUUGAAAAAUGGCGUUAAACCCAAAACAAACAAACAAACAAAUACUUCAGGAAACUUUAGUCUUACUAAAACUUUUAGAGUAAUAAAAUGCAGUGUAACUUGCUCUAUCAGACAUGAAGUAAGAAUGGAUAUCAUGUAUAAAACUGGGUAGUCCAGUAAUAAAAAUAAUGAUUCGGUAAAAUUCUGGUUGUGAGGAAAUUCAACUCCUGAUACUAGGCAUAAAAAAAAUUAUGCUUCAUUCUUUGACUCUGCAGUUUUCAACACCAUUGUUUAAUGAAAGGGAUCAGUGUAUGGUGCAUUCCCUUUAAUAUAUCAUGCAUAUUUAUGUUUUGUCUAUUGUAUUGUUGUUCUUACCAAAAUGUUGUCAUUUUGUAACACUUACUGAUAAAAUUUUGGCUUAGAAAUAACAGUAUGCUAGAUGUAACUGAAGCAAUAAUGUGAGAAGUCAAAAUUCAAGGAGUAAUGAAGGUAUGGCAGUUACAGUAUCCAAUUAAUAAAUUAAUGAAAUGAAAACACCAGAAUGCCAAGUAAACAUUGAUAUAUUAUAUCUUCAGCUAUGUUAAAGGCAUAUGUUCCAGUAAGAAAUAUUUUACUGGUACUCAUCACUUAUUGAAUAAUGAAUUAGAAAAUUUAAUUUUGCUUGUUAUUUUAUUGGUCAGUAGAAAUUUUCAGUCAUUUCUAUUUUCUGCAUCUUCGUUCUUUCUUGUGGUUUUAGGAUAAUGAUAGAGGUCUUUGGCAUUAGUUUUCAUAUUGUUUUGUAAAAAUCUUUUUCAAUUUUGUAUGUUAUAAUGUUCUAAUGUAUGUAUGAACAUUAGUAGAAAAUGAAUUUGUUGAAAGAGUUCAGAGCCAGAUUGGUUGUAAAUGCCUGAUUGUUUGCUAAUGUCAUAUUUUCAGGCUAGGUCUUGUAAAGAAGUUAUAUUUCUAGAGGUUCUGGCUCAAGUUCCUGACUAUUUAUGACAUUUCAUUUUGUAAAGCAUUAUUUAAUACUCUAUAGAAGUGCUAUAAAUAGUAUUUCCUCUGUCAGAGCUCUAUGUGAGUCUGUUUUCCCAUUUUUUACCUAAGUACAGAAAAUUUUAACUUUUCCCCAGGAGUCUUUAUAAACUCAUUUUUGUCAGCGUUAUACGUUUUUGCACUCAUUAUUUUUGUGGAGUGCUAGCUAUUUUUAGGUUCUGUGUUGUCAUUGAUAAUCUGGAGAUAAAUUUCUUUUCCUAGUAUAUUCAAAAGUAAAAAAAAAAUGUCUGUUGCAAUAACAGUAUUCUGUAUUGUGCCUGAUAAAGUGGUUAAAAUGUUUGAAUUCAUAAAAAAAACACAUUCACAAAGUAUAUACACAAGUGCAUAUAAGGUAACACAACAUCACAAAUAUGUUAUUAUUUAUUGACAUUAAUCUGAUACUGUUCAUAAACAUAGAAUGCUGUCACUCCUUUGAAAUGUGUAUGUACUCUCAUGUGAUUUUUCUUAUGAUUUUUACUUUGUUUUCAUUGAUUUAACUAAUAAUCUGUUAAAAUGAGUGCAAGUAUUCCUAUCUUGUUUGAAAUGUGGCAUUAUGCUGGGAAUAUGAAGAUAACUGUCAAUGUUAGUUUUAUGAACACACUGUAGAGUAAUAAAAUUGUGAUAGGAAAAUA